AUGGCGCACGGCGGGCCACGCGUGUCCGCCGCCGCGGCUCCGCGCGGGGCUGCCCGGCUGCCGGCGCUGCUGCUGCUGCUGCUGCUGCUGCCGCUGCUGGGCGCCGCCGCCGCGCCGCGCUGCGCGGAGCCCUGCGGCCACCCGCGCCCCGCAGCCCUGACCCGCGGGGCGCGCAGCCCGCCCGAGCCGCGGCCGGGCAGCGGGGAGGCGGCGGGGAGCGGCCGCUCCAGGAGAGCAUCCUCGGCGGCCGGCCGGGAGCAGGUCUCCCUCAUCAGCACCUCCUUCGUGCUGAAAGGGGACGCGUCUCACAACCAGGCGAUGGUGCACUGGACGGGCGAGAACAGCAGCGUGAUCCUGAUCCUUACCAAGUAUUAUCAUACUGACAUGGGGAAAGUACUGGAGAGCUCUUUGUGGAGGUCUUCAGAUUUUGGGACAUUAUACACAAAGUUGAAUCUACAGCCUGGGAUUGCCACUGUUAUUGACAAUUUCUACAUUUGUCCCACCAACAAAAAAAAGAUAAUUCUUGUAAGUUCUUCCCACAAUGACCGUGACCAAAGCCUUUUCAUAAGCACAGAUGAAGGAGCCACUUUCCAGAAACAACCCAUUACUUUCUUUGUGGAAACCCUCCUUUUUCACCCAAAAGAAGAAGAUAAAAUACUUGCUUACACCAAGGAAGGCAAGGUCUAUGUAUCUACUGACUUGGGGAAAAAAUGGAUCCUUCUGCAGGAACGAGUUUCUAAAGAUCAUAUUUUUUGGGCCGUUGCUGGAGUUGACGCAGACCCUGAUUUAGUUCAUAUGGAAAUCCAGGACCCCAGUGGAGGUUAUCGCUACAUCACUUGCCAGAUUCAAAAUUGUUCUGAUAAGACAAUGACAGUCCCAUUUGCUGGUAGUACUGAUCGGGAUUCCCUGACUGUGCAGGAUGACUACAUAUUUCUGCAGACAACAUCAGCAAAUCGGACCAGGUAUUACGUGUCUUACCGUCGAAAUGGCUUUGUACAAAUGAAGUUGCCAAAAUAUGCGUUGCCAAAAGAUUUACAAAUAAUCAGUACAGAUGAAAACCAAGUUUUUGUGGCUGUUCAGGAGUGGUACCAGACAGACACAUACAACCUGUACCAGUCUGACCCACAAGGUGUUUACUACUCUAUCCUGCUGGAGAACGUCCGGAGCACAAAGCAGCCAGAAGAGAAUGUCCUGAUAGAUAUCCUGGAGGUCAGAGGUGUAAAAGGAGUUUUUCUGGCCAACCAGAAAAUUAAUGGGAAAGUUACCACUCUGAUAACCUACAACAAAGGCCGUGACUGGGAUUUUCUAAACCCUCCAGACAUUGAUAUGAAUGGCAAACCAACAAACUGCAAACCUCCUGAUUGCUACCUUCACCUCCAUCUCCGGUGGGCAGACAAUCCCUAUGUGUCGGGAACAGUCCACACAAAGGACACCGCACCAGGGCUCAUAAUGGGGGCAGGUAACCUGGGGUCCCAGCUGGUCGAGUAUAAAGAGGAGAUGUACAUAACGUCUGACUGUGGGAACACAUGGCGUCAGGUCUUUGAAGAAGAGCACCAUAUCUUGUACUUGGACCAUGGUGGAGUUAUUGUGGCUAUCAAAGACACCUCUAUCCCUCUGAAAAUACUCAAGUUCAGCAUAGAUGAAGGCCAGACUUGGAGCACACAUAAUUUUACCAGCACUUCAGUCUUUGUAGAUGGAUUACUUAGUGAACCUGGAGAUGAGACACUGGUCAUGACAGUCUUUGGACAUAUUAGCUACCGUUCGGACUGGGAACUGGUGAAGGUGGACUUCAGACCAUCCUUCCCCAGGGAGUGCACUGAUGAUGACUACGAGUCUUGGGAGCUCACAAAUCUGCAGGGUGAUCGUUGCAUCAUGGGCCAGCAGAGAAGCUUUCGAAAGAGGAAGAUUUCAUCAUGGUGCAUUAAAGGGAGAAGUUUCACAUCAGCUCUCACAUCCAAAGUUUGUGAAUGUGUGAACUCUGAUUUCUUAUGUGAUUAUGGAUUUGAGCGCUCUGCACUUCUGAAGUCGGAGUCUAACAAAUGCUUUGCUGACUUUUGGUUUAACCCAGAAGCACCGCCUGAAGACUGUGUGCUGGGGCAGGCAUACACCAGCAGCACUGGGUAUAGGAAAGUUGUCUCUAAUGUGUGUGAAGGUGGCGUAGACCUGCAGCAGAAUGUAGCACAGCAUAUGUGUCCAUUGAUUGCUCCCAAGGGACUUCAGAUCAGCAUCAGAGAAGAAAGCCUGGCUGUUAGGCCCGGGGAAGACAUCACCUUCAUUGUCAGACAAGAGCAGGGUGAUAUAUUGAGUACCAAAUACCAGGUAGAUCUUGGAGAUGGCUUUAAGGCGAUAUAUGUGAACCUUACGAUGACUGGAGAACCCAUCCGUCACCGCUAUGAGAAUCCUGGGAUUUACCGUGUGUCAGUGAAGGCUGAGAAUGUGGCUGGGCACGAUGAGGCUGUGGUGUUCAUCCAAGUCAACUCUCCACUCCAGGCUUUAAACUUAGAAGUGGUUCCAGUCAUUGGAAGAAACCAGGAGGUGAACCUGACAGCCAUCAUACUGCCUAAGAACCCUAACUUGACAGUUUUCUACUGGUGGAUAGGAAACAAUCUUCAGCCACUGCUUACAUUGGAGAGUUUUCUGGUGACCAAGUUUGCUGAGACAGGUGAUGUCCGAGUUACAGUGCAAGUUUCCUGUGGGAGCUCCAUGCUUCAGGACUCAAAAGUUGUCCAUGUUUUUGAUCAUUUUCACGUUCUUCCAUUGAAGUUUACUAAACACCUGGACAUGUACAACCCCGACAUACCAGAGUGGAGAGAAGACAUAGGGCGGGUAGUAACACGACUUCUUGCAAAGGAAACCAAUAUACCUGAAGAAACACUCAUGACAGUUGUGAAACCUGGUCUGCCCACAGCUGCUGACUUGCAUGUGCUACUACCAGCCAACCAACCGAAAAAGAAGAGAAGUUUAACUAGUGAUAAGAGAAUAGCAGCUAUAAAGCAGGCCCUGAAUGCACACAACAUCAGUUUCUUUCUGAGGGGAGGAUACUGGGUCUUGGUGACUUUAGCUGACUCCAGUUCAGAUUCUCAGAGGACUGGAGGAGGCAGUGGCUACUGGGCUAUUGUGGUUCUCUUUGUUAUCUGUCUAGUUGCAGUCGGGGCUUUCAUCCUCUACAAGUUCAAAAGGAAACUGCCAGGCAGAAAUGUCUACGCCCAGAUGCACAAUGAAAAAGAGCAGGAGAUGACAAGCCCUGUUAAUCACAGUGAGGACACCCAGAACAUCAUCCAGGGUGAGGAGUUUAUUGAUGAUGAUCUGGACUCUCAAACACUAGGUAACGCAAGAGUGACUCCUUCUGGGAGAAGUGGCAGCUUGAACAGCUACAGAGUUCCCUUAUUGCUGAUGCCGGUCAGUGUCCAGUCCCAGGCAAUCACUCAGGCGUGGUUUUGAGCAUCAACUCCAGAGAGAUGCACAGUUACCUGGUUAGCUGAUAUUUGCAGCUGAACACAAAACCCGAAAGACUCUUCUCUGUACCAUUUUAUUUUUCCCUGAUGAUGUCACAAAAUUGCAAAUAUGGCUGUAAAUGCUGAUGGAGAGGAGGUUUCAUACCAGUCCUGUGGAAAAAAGCAUCCAUCUUCAGUUACCAAGAGUGAAGGAUAUGUCGUGUUCACUCUAUGGCCUGGGAACUCAUCACGAUUGAAACUCAAACUAUGGUAGCAAAUUUGUAGUCCUAGGUACCUUCAAUGCCACCUUAUUUCUUUUCUGUCUAUGCUCUAUUUCUUUAUGUUUAUUUUUAGAAUGAUUGACUGUAACUUUUUAAUUAUAUUUUUAAUUGAGGUAUUCAGCAGAAGGCUGGGACUCUUCAUCCUGGAAAGGUGAUUUUUACGCAAGUGACUAGACCAGAACAGAUGGUUGGUUGAUCACAAUGACAAUUUUUUUAGGAGGCCAAGUGUUUCUGUGCUGGGAAAGGACUGAGUGAGAGACAAAUGCACUCCUAGUUGAGACAAACUCUUAACUUAAACAUGUGUGAGACAAUCUAAUGAAUUUAGGCUUAGGUCCUUCUGUGGAUUAAAGGAAGUAAAAUGUUAAUUAGGAUAUCUCAUAAUAUAUGAUCAUGCUCUUGUAAGUGUAGCAAGUCCUGACAAACUAUCAGCACCAGUAUCUCCUCCAGUCCCACCCUGGGUGAAAGAAAAACACCAGCUUGAUGCUAUUUCCAGACCAGGUGCCUUCACUUGCAGACAGUCAUUUCAGUUCCUCUCUCCUUUCUCCUGAGUGAGCACCUCCAGGAUGAUGGCAGAUGCCAGAUGAGUUAUCCUGUAAAACCCUGUGCUAGUGGCCUGUCUCUUUUUAAAUUUCCAGAGAGUGUAAAUACUUCUUUUAAGUCACGUUCUUUGUAUGGUUAUUUUUUUUUUAAAUUUCCUGUUUGGGCAGAUGUGCCAGAUAGGUCAGAGCUCUCCUCCAGGAAUGGCUGGGUAGCGCCACCAUCUCCUUCCCACUGCAUCCCUGUUUGAGAUUUCCUCCGGAUCUUUGCCCUUGCGGGUUGGAGUGGGCAAACUCUGACCUUUUCCACUAGGGUUAGUUUGACAAUCUGAAUUGUCAUGGAGAGGAUGGGAUGGGAUUUAGGGGUUCAUAUUUCCUUCCCAUCACCACAGGGUGUCACUCAGUCCCUACCACCGCUAGCCCCUAUUCCUGCAGGGAGGGCAAGAGAGGGGAGGGAGGGGCUUCUGGAGGAGCUGCCUGCAGAAAGGCUGGUGAGUCAGGUCAGUGUUUCCUAAUCCCAGUUUUGUGAGCUGGGUCAGAGUUUCCUAGUCUUGACUUCUGCAUCCCUAGGGAACGGCAGCGCAGUGAAUCCACACCCCUCUUGUCUUUUCUCUGCGGUUAAUGUCGCCUUGUAGGAAACUGAAUGUGGUGUGAUGAGCUUAAAGGGGGGGGUGUGGGGUGUGUGGCACAUUGCCUGGAAUUAGGAUGCUUCUCUCAGAAACCUGUAUAAUCUCUUUACUUCUUGCCUUUAGAGAAUAAAUAACUCUGUACUCACUGAAUGUCAUACUGAUGCUAGGGAUGAGCUCGCACACCACCUUGUUUAAGAAGUAUACAGAUAGCUAAUUACAUCAUCCAGAAUAAACAAACAGAAAAUAAUGAAUGAUAGUAAAAUAGAAAAGAACUGUCUUAAAAUUAUUGUAUGCAUUGGAGUCAUUCUUCCAUGUAGCUGUGGAUAUCCUAGAGCAUAUUAUAAUCAAAUGCAACGGACUGGGGUGUAAUAAUUCAGUGUAGUACUGUAGGCUCUCACAAACCCCAUAAGAUGUAUGUGUAAAGCACAAGAAAAUCUAGCUUAUAAACUUACUGUAAGGAACUAGGUGGAAAAGUUAGAGUGAAGAUUCUGAAAAGCACUUGCAAACUGCUCAGGAAAAUAAUUUCAAAAAUUGUUUUAAAAUUUCUGCCUAUUUAGUUGUAUAGUGCCAUGUAAAUUUAUUGACAGAGAAAUACUGCUGCAUUUGACUGUUGUAUGCCAGACUGUGUGGAAAUCCAAGGUCUUAAAGGUGUCUGAGUCUGAGUUUCUUGAAGAGAAGUGCAAAUACAAAAUGUGCUGUGCAUUGGAAACUCUCAGGAUUGUUGCAGCAGGGGCUUCCCCUCCUCACCAGCUCUCCUUGUUAGAAGAAACAAGUGGAAUGAGCUGGACAGAGAAUAAAAUAGUAUUACAAACAUCUUACUUGUUCCUGUGAAAUAAAAUCUGAAGUGGGUUAUUUGUAUAGGGCAGGUGAGUGGCAAACCACCCUCAUGGAAAGGGAUGGGAUGGAAGUUCUAGCUUGGGAUUGUUCUACAUGGUUAGUCUGAUUGGCAAAGGACUCUAUUGGAACUAGGUCACACAUCUAAUUUAUGCUUUAACAGCUACUUUUAUACAUUUAAUUCAGGCUGAUUUGUGUCUCUGAUCACAGGAGUCUUUUGGAACACAGUAGAAUAUUGCUUGGUACUCUAAUUAACACUUAGCACAAUAUAGUGCCUGUAAUAAUGUUUUUCGAUGCUAAUUAAUUUGAUUCAUGCACUACUCCUGUGAGGUUGGUUUGUCAUGUCUCAAAACCACUGUUUUCUAAAGAGAUAUUGGUAUUGCUGUAACUUUAUUAAUAAUACCCAGCAGAUAAUAAAGGAAGCCCUUGAUUUCCCAGCAAGAAUAACUUUAAAACAAAUUAUUUUAAAACUGAGAAAAUACUAUUACCAUUUUCUAGCGCUAGAUUUCAAAUCUCUUGAACUACAUUCAUGAUAUCUUACCAUUUUAUCCUUUAGAUGAAUCUAAAAUCCUGAUACAUGUGUAUUCAGAAACAUAGUUGCUUCUAUGCACAAGUGCUAGUUACACAUGCAUGCACACACACAUGCAGUAUUUUUACAUGUUAAUCAAAUUUAUUAGUAAAGACUUUGGGCAAGUUAUUUAACCUGUACAUGCCCCAGUUUCCCCACCUAUAAAAUGGGGCAGAUAGUAAUUACCUACCUCACAGGGGUAUUGUGAGGCGAAAUUAAUUACUGUUAGUUCAGGAUCAUCACAGUCAAAGAAUUUUGUGAGCAUAAAGUAUUAAUGGUUUCACUUUCUUUGUUUUACUUGUAAUUAUUACUGUUCUUAAAAGUAGUCUACUGAAACCAGCUGCAAUUAUGUAUAAAUUAAAAAAAAAAAAAGCAUAAUCCAAAAAAGGUACAUCACUGGUAAAAAAAAAUUUUAUUUAAACACUGUUAUUGGAACAUAUGGUUAUGUGGUAGCACUACAACAUUGGCUAUGAUUUUGCUGUUACACCGUAAUAUCUUCAACUUACCUUUCUUCAGUGUUAUUUGAUCAAAAACCAUAUAAAAAUGGGUACAGUGAUAUUUAUCAGCACUGAUAUUGAACUAUACUGAAACCAACAAAACUGGCAGUGCACUGGCCUCAUUGGCAUCCUUGUCCUUCUUAAACUCUGAUGUAUUUGCAGAUUCAAACACACCCUGUACUUUUCAGAGUGCUCCAAACAGUAUGAUCUGAAGGAUUCUAACAGAUCUGUCAAGAUUUACAGCUGUUACCUUUGCUUUCCCUUUUGACAUUGAAUGUUUUAUAUGGAUUCCGAAUGGUCCAUCCAUAUAAAGUACUCAGAAAUGCUCAAAGGACAUUUAAGGAAAAUCCACACAAUGUUAAUUAAUUUCUCAAAAGUAAAGCAAUAUAAACCAGUGUAUUUUUGUACUCUGUAGAAGAGGGUGGUGGAAAUGGCUGUGAAGAAAUAGAAGGUACCAGCCUGAGGCAAGAUGUUGUUAUCUCCAAUUCAAAUCCAAUUUCUUGGAAUUAUUUUAUGAUAUUCUUAUUGAAUUAUAUGCCUCUUGAUGAGUGUUCUUCUUUUGAUGACUGGUGUAAAGAGGAGUAAACUGUUUAUUCAUGUAAAGUAGAUGAUUGGUUAAGUUACUGUCCUCUAGACAAAUACAGAUCAGUCCUUUGCCAAUGGUAGUUCCUCGUGCAAAGCAGGUUUCAUAUGACAUGAUUAUCCUGGUUAGCUGUGUUUUAAGUCCAAGGAGACAUCCCUUUAGUGGGAAUGCUCUACUUACUGUAUGCUUUAUCUUUAAUAGAGGUCAAUAGAAUGGAUCUGCAGUAGUUUCCGUCCUCCUUACACAAACACAUGCUCAAAGAAAUGUUUGGGAAAAAGAAAAAAAGAAAAUAUUUAUAAGAAAUUAAAUACAUGCAUUGUUUGCAGUAACUUUUUGAUGAUGAACCACUGGUUCAUCAUCAAAGCUGAUAAGCUUUGAAUUUCUAGUGUUAUUUCAAGUCAAAUACAAUGUUGCUAAUUUGAUAGAAUCGAUGACAAUUUCAGUCAUAGAUUUUUCCUAUGUUUCCUAUAGAAGAAGUUUUGUAAUUUUUCACUAAUGAGACUUUGGAGGUGGGGGGGGAGAGAAACUAAGAAUUUUAUUUCAUUGCACGGUCCCUGUCAGUUGAAGUUAUUAUAGUUGUUUUAUUGUAUAUUGAUUGAUACCACUCUAUUGUUUCCAUCUUCAUUUUUUAUUUCAGCUUUUUAGACAAAAGUAAGUGCUCAUUUCUCUCAAAAUAUUGGCUUUCCACCAGGAAGAAAUUUAUAAGCAUUUACCUUUAUAAACAUUGAUUUUUAAGAUGCAAAAUUUGUUGUGUCUUAUAAGUCCAUCCAAAAAGCUGCUUCCCAGCUCAUUUUCUCUGUUCUAGUCCCAGCUGCACAUUGCUUCUACAACUUUCUUCAAGAGAGUGGCAUAUAGCCUAAUCAUACUAGUCUGAGAAAGUAUUUUUAAAACUUUCAUUAGAAUAUCAUUUAAUUGACUGUAAGUAGGUCUGCUCAGAUCGUUUUCUUAAUGUCGUUUGUAUUUUCAUGUUCCUUAUUUCCUUUCAGUAUCUCAGUAUUAACCCUUUCAGUGCCAUUUAAAUGCAUGUUUAUUCCUGUGAUGUUUUCACUUUUUUUUAGUCUAUAAUCAGCAAAGUGACAAAUAACUUAGACUCUCAGUUAGCUUUUGCAAUUUAUAGCCUAACCCUGCAGUCUUUGGGAAAUGUCAAGCUGUGCACUCUUAAUUUUUUAAUCUUCUAUCCCGUUAGCCCUUCUACCUGAUUGAUCACCUUGGCAGCAUUGCCUCCAAUUCUCUGUGUAACCUCAAGCUGGAGGGGGUGCAGAAGGGUUUCUCUGUGUCGAGGUGGACUAGAACAGUUCAUUUCCCAUGUCUGAAUGGGAACAUCAUGCAGACAAAGUUUUUAUUUUUCCCCUCUUUUCAAAUAUGUUGCAUAAGCAGAGAGGAUACUUACCAACAGGGAAAGAAGAACCUGUAAUGGUACUUCAGGCUGCUCUGAAGGCUAAAGAAUGCAUUCCUCUUUGAAUGUUUUUCCACUGAAACUGAUACAUACGGCAAGUUAGUUAUAUCAGUUUUAAUAUGUGAGAUCUCAUUUCCAUAAGUCUUCAUUCCCGUCCUUUUUCCUCCUGUUAAAUGGAGUAGCAGAUUACUUACAAUAUGAAUUGUGGAGCCAUGUAUGACUUUCAUUCUUUUGAUUCCUUUUUUUUCCUUAUGUGAAGCUUGUCAUCAUUAGAGUUUUCAGGUAGUUUAUGUGCUGGUAGCUGAGAUGAUCUUCUGUAAGACAGUAUCUAACACAAGAAAUGCUGGAAGGCUUAGAAAUAUAUACUCUAAAAUGAUAUAUGACAUAGCUGUGUGAACAAAAUCCUUAUCAAAGGGCUGUUAUGGUUUCUAUUAAAUACUUUUUAAUAGUAUCUCUAAAAAUACAUGUUCUUAAUUGCAAACUCUUUGUCUCUCUGUCCUUCCAGAUUGAUUUUCUUUUAGAAGUGACAUUUACUAGCCCUGACAAUAAGUAGAUUCUUCCUUUACACAAGUAAUUUUGCUUAAUAUUAUUUCCUUGCAACACCUGAAGGCAUUACACAAACUUCAGCUUUAUUGAUCAGACUUGAUUUCUGAGUUUCUGUAGAAUUUACAUCUUUACAAUGAUUACUUGCAAUACAGUAGACAUAAAGCCCUGUUGAGCAGCAAUAAGACGCAGCAGUACAUGGCACUGCUUAAAUAAUAUGCCUUUUUGGCACAUACUUUUAAUGGCGUAAUGAAUAUAUACCAGGAAGGCCAGGCGUUCCAAAUAACUUUCUUAGCCUGUCUUAUAUUUCUAUGUUAUUUGUUGCUAAUUUUAACCAGCUUUUGAUACUUAUAUUUAGUUCUUACUGACAGUGUCUGCUCUUGCAGAUCAAAGCGCAUGAAUUGGCUUAUUCACAUUUGCUUUAAAAAAGAAGUAUUAAUUCACACUGCUUAUUGAUUAAAACAGUUUAUAAAAGGAAAUCUUUCUGAAAUUGUGAAAAAGAUAUUUUUAACAAGGACAGCUCAUACAGAAAAACAGCUGGCUUAUAUCCAUGUGGCUUUUGAGAUAUUCUUGUUAUGGAUUAAGAAUAGACUGUGCAGAAGAAGACGUGUAACCCCAAACAUCAGUAACAUGCACGUGGACCAUUUUCAAAUGGUAAAACUAGACUAAAGGAGAAUAUUAUAAUACACCACCUGUAAGUCUCAGAUUCACAGCAGAGCAUUUAAAUGGUUAAUAUUACAGAAUAUCUUCGCAAACAAGAUAGUAAGGCAAUUGCCCAAUUCACUGGCUCCAUUUGCUUGUGAAUACACUCCUCUCUUUGGGGUUAAUCUUUUGAGAUGCUGAACUCUUCAGAGAAGUCCCUUGCAUUGUUUAAUUCUUCCAAUAUUUUGCUAAGUAACUGGUGACACUUUAUAGAAAAAAAAAAAUUCUUCUGUUUCUCCCCCCUUCUUCCCCCUCCUUUUGUAGUCCUUUUGUUCUUUUUCAUUAUUGCUGCUCUUUUUUGCUCUGCCUUGCCUGCCUUCUCUUCCUGAUCAGUUCUCUGCAGUCCACCUUUUCUUCCUUGCUUUUUGUUUUGCUUUAUGUUCUGUUUCUGUCUCUGUUUUUAUUUGGAUAUGCACCCUACUGUAUCCUGAGUGAUAGCAAGAAGAAUCAUGAUCUCUUCCCCCUCCUUGACUUUCCUCUGAGCCCUGCUGUAUUAUCUGGGUUGAUGAGGUUCCCUAUGAUUUGUCUCGCUGCAGUCCAUCCUUCCUCUUUCUUUCCCACUUUGGUAUCUUUUAAUACUUUCAGUUUUAAUUUUGGCUCUCAUUUUCUCUAAAUCUUUCUGGAACUCUUAUCCUUUGCCUUUCCAGAACUUCUCUCAGAUGUUUGUCCCAGAGAGCACAUGCUUCUAGUUUGAAAUGUGGAUGAGUGUUGUACUCCCUGAAGGAAUAAAUAACUAGUAUUUCCUGUCUCAUCAGUGUACAUAUUGACCUUGCCAUUGGUCUAUAGUGAAAUUAUAUAUUUAAUUGGCAGACAGCUAUAUCUAUUAUCUCCAAAAUGCCUUUUUCUUCCUCCUUUUGGGUUAUGGGGAUGAGACAUGGUGUUCGCAUGAGUUUCCUGGCUUGCUUUGCCAGCCCUGCGAUCUGGCAGGAAUUCCUGCAGAAUUGCAGGAAGGUUGGGCAGAGGCACCUUGCCAGACCACUGGGCUGCAUUUGUAUUUCAGUAUGGGAGAUGCUGAGGCCCAAGAUCAUGCACAGCCUUUUAGAGAAAUUGUUACAACCUCAAGCUGAAGAAAAGGUGAGGUAAAGAGGGUCCUUUGCUAAUAGAGAAUUGGGAGCAAUUUGACUCGACAGGUUGUGGAACGGGUCUGUAUGCAGCCUUUCCAAGAGACAGGAGCAAAUGACUUGCUUUCAAGUUCCAUAAAAUACAAGUUUAAGCGAAGUCAUCUAGUAGAUUUGGCAGAAUCAUCUUAUUGGAGGAACUUUGAGAAGUUAAUGGGAAUAAGAUAAUCGAAAACCUCAGCAGUAUCUUUGAAGGGUAGGGUCUGUGUUAGAGAGGGAGUGUAUGUAAGAGAGAUGGGGGAGGGAGGGAGGGGAACACGGGACUAAAUAGGACAAGGAAAAGCAGGGAGAAAGUGUUACCAGUGUGUAUGAUUUUACCAUGAGUUUUUGGUUUUGUUUUGUGCAAGCCUUGAAGCUUACUUUAAUUUGUAAUGGCAACUGUUUGCAGGGUUUUUUUGAUGCAUAGAGACUUUAAACCAUGAGUAUAAAUUGAUGCAGUGCUAGGAAUAUGUGAAAUUAUCACCACUUCUACGUAUAAUUUAAGACAGAUCUGACUCGCAGCAACAUCUCACCUGGGGCGCAUGGAAAAGAGGUUGCUUCCCAGGAGCCAGGUUGCUUUUAUGUGUCCUCCAGAGGUAGCUCCAAUGUAGGUUUACUUCUGGGAGGACUGUGGGUCAUUUGCUAAUGGUGUUCUCCCCUAGCACAGCACUGAGCUAGAAGGCAAGGGAGGAAAAUUACUUUAUAGAGUCUCUGUCUUGGAUUUAUACUGCUUAAAUGUGAUUUGCUAGAAUACCUCCAUGAGCUGUAAUUUUAUAAUAUUUAGAGAAGAUGAAUGGAGUUGGUAUAGUAUUCCUGAGGGUAACCACCAGCAACUGGAGUUUACUGAACAUGUGACUAGAAAUUUUAAUUUUAGGAACAGAGAGUUCCUCCAUUUCAUAUACACACCAGGCCUUUGAGUACAGCUCCUUUUUUUCAUCUGUCACUGACAAGCUGUGAUUUAUUUCCUCCUGAGUGUAAAGUCAUGGAUUGUGCUUGCUGCAGUGCAGAAGGCUCUGGAGGGAAAACAUAAUCAAAUGGAGAAGUAUUCUUGAAUUCUCUCUUGAUCCCAGUCUAUUCUGAGUUGCUUUUCUCUGACUGUCAUUCUGCCAAUAAGCUGGGUUGAUGUCAAAAGGGGAUUAACUAAUUUUCAUCGUUUUCUGUGUGGCUGAGGAAAAAUAAAUACAAGAAGUUUGCAGCAGGAUAGCAGAUGGAAGAGGUGGGGAACUGGAUCAUCUGGCAGAGUGCUUUGGAAAGCUUCCACUUUUGUGCUUUACUUACCACUUAUUUUUACAAAUAUGUACACCUCCUAUGAUUUACUUUUCCAUUAAACUUCGAUAGGUUUCUUUGCAGAAGGUGGUUUUAAAGAAAAUCACCCUAGUGCAUUGCAAGUGUGGUUUUAGGAGACAUCAAGUCCCUUUCUCACCUAAAUGAAAUUAUCUUAGUAUCAUUGCUCUGUAUUUAUGAAGCUGCACUAGGACUAUCAGUCCAUCCUAGACUGGAGGAAUAUUUUGAGAGAUAAUGCAAGUUGGAAUGGGAAAAUUUUCCAUUUUAAGAGUAAAGGAUGAAAAAUGGCUUAUUUACAGUACAUCUGUGGCUGUUUCAGCACAGGUGGGUCCAAAAUCUCUCAAUCCAGACUUGGACAAAUAAAUAUAGAUUUUGCUGGCAUUACCCAUGUGAACAAAAGGAGAAAAAAAUGGUAAUUAAACCAAGCCCAAAAUCAUAUUUUUUUUUGCUAAUUAGAGCUAUAGCUUUUUGUAAAUAUUUGAGAGCAAAUAAAAUAAAAGCUAGACAUAUGUCCUGUGAAGAUCCACAAAGCAUUUCUUGCUACCCUGUUGUUAAUGUGGAACAUAAUUUAUUUAGCAUUGCAGGGCCAAAUUCUACCCUAAUUUAUGACCAAACAGUUCCAUGGACUUUGUCAUUUCAGCUUUGUGUUACAGAAGAAUUUCACCCGCAGUGAAUUUGAAAUGCAGCUGCAGGUUAAAAUCAGUCAUCUUCCCACUGCACCCGUACUCACACAGGUGACCAACGGAUUUUCUUUGUAAUUCUUAUUCCCACGGUUAGCACAAGAGUACUUUGGAUAGAUGUAAGCUAAUUACAACUAAGGUAGAACUUGUUUUUUUUAAUACUUGUGACUGCUUGAUCAGCAAAUGCUUAACAGUGUAUCUAACUGGAUUUCUGACAAAGGGGCUCUUCCAAUCCAUGUAAAGGCUCUUAGCAGUCAUCAGUAUCUUACAGUCCAUACCUUUAACAUACAUGACUACACAGUCCUCUCCUUCUGCCUUUGCACAUUCUAAUAUUUGUGAAAACAGAACAUGCCUUCUCCUAAUUUUGUUUCAGGUGACCUUGACUUUAAGCAGGUUUCUUUGUAUACAGUAUCAGGGCUCAAGGGAAGAAUGAAAUUAAUCCAUAACUGGUGCAUUGUCAUAAAUGGGGAAAAGUGUUAUUUGUAUAUUUUUGUAAAUAUGUAACAUUUAAUGGCAGUUUUGUAGUGACGUGCUGUUUUUGAGAAAAAGAAACAAAUAUAUGUUUGAAUAUGCUUGACGUAACACUUAACUGUGAUUCAAUUGCACAAGUAAUAGCUUAAUCAAAAAGUCUUGUGCAAUAUGUAGUGCACACACAUAACCGAGUAUCUGUUAGUGAUCCACUACCGACUUUUUGGCAACUUUUAACAAUGGUGAUGAACUGUGCAGUACAGAUUAUCACGGUCUCUUUCAGCUUCCAAACAUGUAGCAGGCAAACUACUGUAUACGUACCUGUGUACUCCACUGCAUCCAAAGGUAUGCAUUUGUCCUGAGAACCUGCACUCCAGGUUUUUCUUUAAUAAAAUUUGGUUCUAAACUA
This is a messenger RNA of Pipra filicauda (Wire-tailed manakin), 13941 nucleotides long. It is a transcript of the gene SORCS2, whose product is annotated as sortilin related VPS10 domain containing receptor 2. The coding region runs from base 1 to 3441 and encodes 1146 amino acids. NCBI's taxonomy places the organism in Eukaryota, Metazoa, Chordata, Aves, Passeriformes, Pipridae. Gene Ontology annotation, cellular component: membrane. The transcript has 28 exons. Gene Ontology annotation, molecular function: protein binding. The record is from RefSeq and is a predicted model, not a curated record.